AUGGCGGCCGAAAUAAAGCCUGCACCGCGGAGUGCUAAUGACCGUUUCUGCACAACGAAAAAGCCGGAAUUGCUGAGCAAGCUGGAGGGCAGUAACGAUGACGUGAACGCGGCCGUACUGAUCCCGGGCGAGGACGGUGUUAUCAGUGUUUGUGAUGGCAAAACGAUACGGGUAUGGCAGAAACGCGAUUCGGGACAGUAUUGGCCGUCGAUCUGUCAGUACAUGCCAUCGGGAUGUACGUCACUGUGCUACACACCAGAAACGAGAACACUGUUCAUUGGCCAAGAGAAUGGAACAAUAUCGCAGUUUACGCUGUCGGAUGAUUGCAACAGGCUGACACCGAUCCGGGAGUAUCUGGCGCACCAGGCACGCAUCACCAGCGUCACGUUUGCCAAACACACCGGAUGGAUUCUGUCGGUUGGAAAGGACAAAUUCUUCGCCUAUCAUAGCACCGAAACAGGUGAACGGAUCGGUUGCUACACAUUCGAAGCGAUGUGCACCGCUAUGCAGUAUGACGCCUUAUCUAAGCAUGUGUUUGUUGGAGAUUAUAGUGGACAAAUAACGAUGCUAAAGCUGAGCGGUACUGGUGCCACAAUGGUAACAACGAUGAAGGGCCACUCGGGGUCGGUUCGCUCGCUGUACUGGGCGGAAGGGCCUCAGCUACUCUUCAGUGGAUCUCAGGAUCAGUCCGUAAUCGUGUGGGAUGUUGGUGGCAAGCGUGGUACUACCUAUGAACUACACGGACACAACAAUAAGGUGUCUUCCCUGUCGUACGGUUCGAACACGCAACAGUUGAUAUCGGCCGGCGAAGAUUCGGUGAUUGUGUUUUGGGAAAUGAAUGCCAUGCGCAAGGUAACGCCCGAAUGGGUCGAAUCGGACACGUGUCAGCUGUGUACGCGAGCGUUUUUCUGGAAUUUGCGUGCGAUGAUCGAUCAGAAGCAGAUCGGCAUACGACAGCAUCACUGUCGCUACUGUGGUAAAGCGGUGUGUGACAAAUGCUCGACCAAUCGGAUCAACAUACCGAUCAUGGGCUUCGAGUUCGAUGUGCGCGUCUGCGACCAGUGUCACCAGCGGUUGAAAAGUGAAGAACGACCCUCGCUGGCAACGUUCCACGAUGCAAAACACAGUAUCGUCGGGAUGGAUUUGGAUGAACCGCGGAAAAGAUUACUGACCGUCGGGCAGGACCGUAUCAUCAAGAUCUGGGAUCUAUCCUCCAUCUGGGGUUAG
Molecule: messenger RNA, 1227 nt
Organism: Anopheles marshallii
Lineage: Eukaryota; Metazoa; Arthropoda; Insecta; Diptera; Culicidae
Gene: Wdfy2
Product: WD repeat and FYVE domain-containing protein 2
Exons: 5
Coding region: 1-1227 (408 amino acids)
Molecular function (GO): metal ion binding; protein binding
Source: RefSeq, a predicted model, not a curated record